AUCCAAUAUCAGUUUUGAGCCUGCGCAGUGGAGUGGCUCUAGAGGAGCGAGAAGACCGUUCGCCAUGUUCAAAAUACAGAAUCUUUAUUGCUCAUGAUAGUUUUGUCCACCGAUCGAGUUUAAAUAAAGAGCUGGAUUAUUUGAAUUACAGUUAAGUUCCCCAUGGAGCUCCCAAAUUACAGCCGGCAGCUAAUGCAGCAGUUGCACACCCUCCGCAAGGAGGGCCAGUUCUGCGACUGCACCAUCCUGGUGGGCGACGAACCUCACAGGGCCCACAAGCUUGUGCUAGCCGCCUCCAGCCUGCUCUUCAAGUCUGUGCUGGAGGGUUCGGAGAGCAUCUCCAUCGACCCAGCCGUGGUCACCUCACAGGAGUUCUCCAACCUGCUGGAGAUGGUCUACACGGGCAAGCUCCCCCCAGGCAAGCACAACCUCACCCGGGUCAUCACCGCCGCCGACAGCCUGCAGAUGUUCGACGUGGCCGUCAGCUGCAAGAACAUUCUCACCAGCCUAAUGAAGCAGUCGCCCGUGCAGUCUCCCGUCAAAGACCAACAGAGCUCUGGCUCCGACACCCAGAUGGCUGGCACAGACGCUGCUAUGCCAAGCGCAAAUAAGGAGCCUUCACCGGCCAACCUGAGUGGGGCUCUGCAGGAGACCGUGAUGGCAGCAGCCGAAUCUGGGGAUCGAGAGGUCAUCAAUGGCUCUAGUGAGUACGCUGCCGUUACAGAGCAGCUGGGUGAUCAGUCGGCCAUGCAGGAUCUCCACAGUGGUCUUGAGGCAUCACCUUGUAAAAAAGCCCGCCUGGAAUCAUCGGAGAACACAGGGACAGAUGAUGGAGACUUGACAUUCCUGUUCCAGAGCUUGGACAGGGUCUCUGAGGUGGCAUGGGACAUCCAGCCCUGGCUGAAAACAGUGGAGACAUGGGAGGCCAUUUCAAGUGAAGAGAGACAGGUCAUUCUAGACUGCUGUAAGGAAGACCCAGAAGGUUCCGGCAUUCUGCGCAGACUGUUGAGCAGAGUGACAGAGGGCAAGAGCCUGUCGUCACGCACCGUCCUCGCGUUUCUGGGCCUCUUCAAGGAGGCCAACCCGGAUCUCACCACACUGCUACAGAAAGGGACAGAGCCCCAGGAAGAGGAUAGCGUGGAGCCUGAAGGCGAUGAUGUUUGUGUGACAGAGCAAGCCGUCGGGGAGCCGCUCAGGAGCAGAGUGCUGCUGGACUACUCUGCAGAGCUGAUCGAGAGCCUCUCUGGGAUCAGCUCCCUCUCGGAGAGCCUGAUCGCGGCGGCGGAGGGCUGCCUGGACGAGCAGGAGAGGAAGGUGGUGCAGGAGUGCUGUGGAGGCGCGGACCCCCGGGAGGCAGCGGAGCGCCUGGUCACGCGGGUGGAGGAGGGGGAGUUGAGCGAGGGGGGCCUCCUCAGGGUGCUCCAGGCCCUCGAACACAGCUCCCCCAGCCUGGAGCAGCUGCUGGCCAGGGUCCAGACUCACCGGGACGCCACCGAGAAACCUUCUGCUGAUAACCCGGAGGAGGAACGUGCAGCCAGUCUGUUGGCAAAGUACCGCUGCAGAAUCACAGAAUCACCCUUAGAUCUCCAGGCCCUUCAGCGCAGCCUGGAGGCAACGGCUGGUAUUGCAGCAGAAGAGAGAGAGUGUAUCCAGGCCCAGCUGAAUGAGGACGGCGAUGCUCAGUGUGUGGACAGGCUGCUCUCUGUGGCGCUGGACGGAGGCUCCGGCCUUGCCCUGACGGUGUGGAGGCUGCUCUUCCGAGCAGGAGCCUGGGACCCAUCCCUGGGCUCGCUCGUCCAGGAGGUCAGGGAGGAACCUGGAGCCCAGAAACUCCUGCACUCUGUUAUGGACUCUGAGAGCCUGCACCUGGACCUCCUCUUGAAGCACAGAGCGUUGAUCCUGGAGGCGGUGGGUGACGUGACCGUCUCCGAGGAUCUGCUGAAGGAAACGGAGAGUGCGCCGCAGGAAGUCGCUGAGUUCAUGGCGCGCUGCGGGACGGGGGAUGAGAGCGCGUCCCUGAAGGACGUCCUGGGACGCGUCUUGGAGGAGCAGUCGCUCCCCGCCCGGCCCUUCUGCACCCUGCUCUCCCUGAGCCAGGGGGCCUUCCCUCAGCUCCUGCCCCUCAGAGAAGACCUGGAGCAGGCAGGGAAGGAGGCGGAGCUGAGGGCGGAGCCGCAGGCGGCCGGCGGCGCACCGCAGGACGAGCCGGGCAAGGGGAAGAGGAAGGAGUGCUUCUGCCAGUGGUGCGGGAAGGCCUUCGCCUUCAUGUGCCGGAUGGAGGUGCACCGCAAGAGGUGCCGCCUGUCCCAGGAAACGCGCCAGCGCUGCCCCCAGUGCCCCCAGGAGCUGCCCAACCCGCGGGCGCUGAAGCAGCACCUGUCCCAGGCCCACCACACCCCCGUCGCCAAAAAGAGGAAGAGGCAGGAGCAGGUGGCCUGCGACAUCUGCGGGAAGACCUUCGCCCACCCGUCAGGCAUGAUGUACCACAAGCGCACCGAGCACUUCGACGAGAAGCCGUACGUGUGCAAAGAGUGCGGGGCCAAGUUCGCCGCCAACUCGUCCCUGAAGAACCACAUGCGUCUGCACACGGGCGAGCGGCCCUUCCUGUGCAAGCACUGCGACAUGAGCUUCAGCCAGGCCGCCGCCCUCUCCUACCACACCAAGAAGAAGCACUCCGAAGGAAAGAUGUACGCCUGCCAGUACUGCGAAGCGCUGUUCGCCCAGUCCAUCGAGCUGACGCGCCACGUGCGCACGCACACGGGGGACAAGCCGUACGUGUGCCGGGAGUGCGGCAAGGGCUUCAGCCAGGCCAACGGGCUGUCCGUUCACCUGCAGACCUUCCACAACAUAAUGAACCCCCACGACUGCCAGAAGUGCCGGAUGAGUUUCCCGUCCCUGGAGGAGCACAGGAAGCACAUCCUGCAGUGCCACCCCAAGGAGUACCACCAGUGCGACGUGUGCAGCAAGGUCUUCACCACGGCAACGCUGCUCAUGAAGCACAUGGUCACCCACAUCGGAAAGAAGCCCUUCAGCUGCAAGAUCUGCCACAAGGCUUACCAGCAACUCUCUGGACUGUGGUACCACAACCGCACCACCCACCCGGAGGUGUUCGCUGGGCAGGGCCCCCGCCUGCUGAAGUCUGUGUUUCAGUGUACGAGCUGCAACAAGGCCUUCUGCACCAGCGCCAGCCUGGCCAAGCACCAGAAAACUGAGCAUCCGGAGAAGCUCUAUGAGUGUGAGGACUGCAAAGAGACCUUCACAGGCUGUGAGGCACUGCUGGCCCAUAAGAAGGAGCAUCACCCAGACUCCGAGACGUUCAGGUGCCUGUACUGCCCCACCGCCUGCGAGAGCGCGGCGGAGAUGCAGCAGCACCUGUGCAGCCAGCACUUCGGCGAGCAGAGCCAGGCCUUCGGCUGCUCCCACUGCAGCCUCGUCUUCCCCACCCAGCUGGAGGUGCAGGAGCACUUCCUGUCCCAGCACCAGGACGUCCUGGAGGAGGACCCCCAGGCCUCCAGCUCCCAAAUGGUGAUCCAGGCGGAGGAGCCCUCGGGCGGGGCCGAGCAGGUGAUCGCCCUGCACCAGUCGCGGCUGGGCGGCUCGCAGGUGUACGUGGCUCUGGCGGACUCGUCGAGCGGCCCGCCGGGCUCCGAGAUCGUGGCGGUCAAUGUGGACGACCUGCUGGACGGCACCAUCGCCUUCAUCUGCGAGGAGGGUCAGCAGUGAGGCCCGGGGACCGCGCCUCUGGCCUCCGAAACGCAGCCGCGGGACGCGCCGGGCGAACGAAACGGAACCCAGCGGAGGUUCUGGGGCCCGCCAGGUACUCAAAACUCAGCCCUUUUUAAAGGCCGGUGAAAUGACGAUGGUGUGUUUGGUCUGACCAGCGCUACGCUUCUUUUGGAAAGACAUUAAGGAAUUUAAAGUUUCUAAACCACCGUUCGGACCUGUACGUUCUGUGAUGGCUGUAAUUCACGUUGUUGAGAAAUGGCCUAACAGCCCUCAAGUCAUUGUCUUAAAAGAAUAACCCAUUUUAUCUUUAAAUCUAAAUGUACUAAAGUUUACUUAAAUAACCAAUUAGCCUAUUUAAUAAGGACCAUUUUAAAACCAAAAUUACGACGGUAAAGUUUAGUUUCUCAAGGCAUCUGGAAGUAACUUUGAAGGGCUGAUUGAUGAGAGUUUCGCACUUCCAAGGGAGGAAACACCUUCACUGGGUUUAUGUUAACACGGCCGUGAUUGGAGCCCCUUCCGCAGGGUUUAUGUUAACCCAGCUGUGAUUGGAGGUCCUUCCGCAGGGUUUAUGUGAGCACAGCCACGAUUGGAGGUCCUUCCGCAGGGUUUAUGUGAGCACAGCCACGAUUGGAGGUCCUUCCGCAGGGUUAAUGUUAACACAGCCGCGAUUGGAGCUCCUUCCUUGCUUCCUCCAUGUCUGUUCAGUCUCUGGAUGCACAGCGCCUCCUGCAUGUAUUCCUUCUGUCUUUACCUGCCGUCAUUCCCGCUGUUAGUGUGUGUAUUUAAGCUACGUUUCCUGCCCAGACCUUGUGGUGUGUGUGUGUGUGUGUGUGUGUUUGGUAGGCAGCACUGUUUUCAGAAUGGCAGGUUUCACUCAUACCACCCCACUCCGGGUCAAAGGCAUGGGAUAAACAGAUAUAUAAACAACCUAUGAAUUAAGAUGGUACAUUUUUGUUUUAUUAUCAUCAUCAAUUCGGGCCAUCUGUUUUUUGGCCUUGUGUAGUCCAUUAGACCUUGUUGAACUUUAUAUUUGUACUGGUCAAAUACAGCACUCUGUUUAGAAACCCUUAAAUGACAUACAAAUGGCAGCCCUCCCUAAUUGUGGUUAGUGAAGUAAUCCUGUGGAUUGUUUUUGUGUCUGCUUUCCAAACUGGCAGAAUUAUUAAUCUAUUUAUUUUUGUGCGUUGCACUGUCUGGAACUUAGGUACACAAUUGAAUAAAACGGUCAUUCAUGGUUAAAAGAAAAUUACAAUACAA
Molecule: messenger RNA, 4983 nt
Organism: Anguilla rostrata (American eel)
Lineage: Eukaryota; Metazoa; Chordata; Actinopteri; Anguilliformes; Anguillidae
Gene: zbtb40
Product: zinc finger and BTB domain containing 40
Exons: 18
Coding region: 163-3723 (1186 amino acids)
Biological process (GO): regulation of transcription by RNA polymerase II
Cellular component (GO): nucleus
Molecular function (GO): DNA-binding transcription factor activity, RNA polymerase II-specific; protein binding
Source: RefSeq, a predicted model, not a curated record